Molecule: messenger RNA, 666 nt
Organism: Aspergillus thermomutatus
Lineage: Eukaryota; Fungi; Ascomycota; Eurotiomycetes; Eurotiales; Aspergillaceae
Exons: 4
Coding region: 1-666 (221 amino acids)
Source: RefSeq, a predicted model, not a curated record
AUGCCUUCCCUAAGCCAGCUUCUCUCCGCUACCCUCACCGCAGCGGCCUUUACAGCUGUGGAUGCAGCUAUGGGUCCUGCCUUUAGCACUGGUCCCGUUGCUUCCAACUCGUUCAUCCGCGAGGCAUCCUCCACACUCGUGCUGCCUCAGACUGUCAAAGGAAACAACGGAGACCUUUCUCUUUGGGUCGGCAUGGGCACCUCCAACGGUGACUUGAUCCAAUCCAUCGCCGACAAGUAUCAAUCGAGCGACUGGAAUGUCUUUGCCUACACGCUCCUGAAAACCGGAGAUAACUCGCAGAGGCCUGUACAGGGGAAGAGUGCCGUCGCUAAAGCCGGCGACCACGUCACGAUGCACUACGAGUACAAUGAUGCUACUCGCAAGUACACGCAGACGGUCCUCCUCAACGGAAAGACCGUUUCGACACUGACUACCAGUGACGGACAUGCCCAGGGCUGGGGUAGUGCCGUGGAGUGCGCCGCAACCGACUGCGGCACUGUCGGUGCUCACUCGUGGAUUGACACCAAGAUUAUUCUGGAUGUCGCGGAUCCGAACUACAAAGACACCUUGGGCAAGGGCCAGGGCGUCACUGGCGACAUGACGACUGCCGAUGGCGGCAAGACCUGGACUGUUAGCACGAUCCACGUUCCGCAGUUUACAUUCUGA